Molecule: messenger RNA, 1051 nt
Organism: Trifolium pratense (red clover)
Lineage: Eukaryota; Viridiplantae; Streptophyta; Magnoliopsida; Fabales; Fabaceae
Product: pre-rRNA-processing protein TSR2 homolog
Exons: 4
Coding region: 170-826 (218 amino acids)
Biological process (GO): maturation of SSU-rRNA from tricistronic rRNA transcript (SSU-rRNA, 5.8S rRNA, LSU-rRNA)
Cellular component (GO): nucleus
Source: RefSeq, a predicted model, not a curated record
AGUGAAACAUUGCCACGUCCACAAAACCCUCAUAACAGAAUUCUACUGCCUUCAUCAUAGCUGCUGUUGCCGCGUCCACAAAACCCUCCGUCAGCAAAAGUAGCCGCCGCAACCACCUCUUCCAUAUUUAUCAAUUUUCAUCUCUCACUGUCACACUCGUCACGCUACUAUGGAAAUAUUCCAAGAAGGAAUUGCUUUGGUUUUUAGCCGUUGGUCGGCACUCAGACUCGCCGUUGAAAACGAGUGGGGUGGCCGAAACUCUCACAUCAAAGCUCAACAGUUCGCCGCCGAUAUAUUUUCUUGGUUCACUCAAUCCAGAGACCCGCUUUAUAUUGAUGACCUAGAAACGUUACUCGAAGAAGGUGCGCUUGAGUUCAAUCUAGGGAUUGAAGAUGGCAGUGUUGAAGAGGUAGCUGAAGAACUAAUGAUUAUGCAUGAAGAAUGCUUGGCUGGUAAUUUUGGGUCUGUUGAGCGUCUCAGGGAAGCUAGUCAUAAUCCAGCUAAUUUUCCUCGUGCGGAACCGCUUGCGAAUGGCAACGAAGACGACGAUGAUUCUGAUGAAAACAUUAUUGAGGAUGAUGUUUCAGCAAACAUGGAUGUGGAUAUUCAACAAUCCAUAUCUAACUUGAAUUCCAUGAACAAUACAGUUAAUGAGCCUCAACCAACGGUUGCAGGUGAAGCAGACACGGACAUUCAAAAUUCCGAAUCUAACUUGAAUUCCAUGAACAAUACAGUUAAUGAGCAUCAACCAAAUGUUGCAGAUGAAGCAGAUGAUGGAUGGACUACUGUCUCCAGGAGGAGAAAUAAUGGUAGAAGAAUUAGAUGAAAAACAUUUAUAUUAUUAAUUUUUAAUGAUAUGUGUAGGCUCCAAUACUUUGCUAUGUUUGUAAGCCAUUUCAAGCCUUAUUGAGUUGUGUAAUUGUGAUUUAUGCAAACUUUUUGUUUACUUAUUUAAAAGAUUCCAUUCUAUGACAUGGAUAUCUAUAUGAAAUUGAAAACAGAUAAGUUGAGUGAAUGAUUUUUGAGAAUGUUGCAUCACUUUUUUUCCUCA